Messenger RNA from Lates calcarifer (barramundi perch), 822 nucleotides. Its product is annotated as latent-transforming growth factor beta-binding protein 1-like. The record is from RefSeq and is a predicted model, not a curated record. NCBI's taxonomy places the organism in Eukaryota, Metazoa, Chordata, Actinopteri, Centropomidae. The transcript has 2 exons. Bases 367 to 804 code for a protein of 145 amino acids.
GCUGUUUGUCUAUUUUGGAAGAAAGCUUGGAAUGCUUAUAUGCCAAUAUCCACCUCUCAGAGACUUACAGUAUGAUGACGAAUUGGAAAGCAUCCCAGAGUUUUGUUUGCUGACUUCUCUCUUGCUGAAUUCUUUCUUUUUUCCUGCUCACGUUUCAGAGGCGCCAGUGGACUUAGGAUCAGUGGAAGAGGAGGAGAAACAGAUAGAGAGGGGUAGCUGGAAGUAUAUAAAUGCAAGGGGGAGACACAUCAAAAGUUUUUUUUUUUAAUUUAAAAUUACAUAGUACCUUAUGUGCCAUUGUUUUGACUGGAGUCUCACCAGUUGACUGUGACAAGCUUGAACCUGAAAGUGAUUUAACAUUUUACAAUGGAUCAAAGGAUAACCAAAUUUCAUUUGCUCCUCCUCCCCCUCCUCAUGGUCUGCACCAUAUGUUCGGUAGCAGUGGGCAACCAUACAGGGAGGAUCAAGGUGGUCUUCACACCCACCAUCUGCAAAUUAACCUGCAUUGGAGGCAGAUGUCACAACAACUGUGAGCUGGGAAACACCACCACCAUUAUCAGUGAGAAUGGCCAUGCCACAGACACCCUGACAGCACCCAACUUCAGAGUAGUGGUGUGUCACCUUCCCUGUAUAAAUGGUGGCAAGUGCAGCACCAGGGACAAGUGUCAGUGCCCUCCCAACUUUACUGGAAAGUUCUGCCAGAUGCCAGUUCAGAAUGGGCACCAGCAGCACCAGCAGCACACCAGCAGGCGGCAGGCGGCUACAGCCAAACCCAGGUCCACUCCACACACACACUGCCACUGACCUACAGCAACGGCCAGA